AGAAGACGCAAUGAAAUGAUUAGAAGUGGUACAAUGAAAAUAUUAGGAAGAAGUACAAUAAGAAUAUUGGAAAAGAUACAUGAGAGAUUGGAACACAAUGAAAAUAUUAGAAAAGGUGUAUUAGAUAUUGGUGCAAUAAAAGACUAUAAAGUAGCAAAAUGA
Messenger RNA from Racocetra persica, 162 nucleotides. Lineage: Eukaryota; Fungi; Glomeromycota; Glomeromycetes; Diversisporales; Gigasporaceae. The record is from the annotation of a GenBank genome assembly.